AUGACCAAUAGAGUCAGACACUUAGCUACAUCCGCACGCAAAAGGAAUGUGGUUCUGGAUUCAUUGAAAUUUGCUUCAGAAGCAUAUAACUUAAGCUUGCUAGGUGAGAAAAAUUCAGAUCAUGGGUUCAAGGCACCUCCCAAGCUUCCCACUAUAAGUUUCACUACAGAGAACCUCAAGCCUGGCUCAAGUUCUUGGAUUGCAAAGUGCAAUGAUGUUCGGCAGGCGCUUGAAGAUUAUGGCUGCUUUGAGGCAGUGUAUGAUAAAGUUUCUUUAGACCUCGAUAACAAUAUCUUUUCUGCAUUAGAAGAGUUAUUUGAUCUCCCCACAGAAACAGAAGCCAAAAACACUUCUGAAAUACCUUACUUUGGCUAUAUUGGGAAUGAGCCACUUGUUCCCCUCUAUGAGAGCAUGGGCAUCGAUAAUGCAGCAACCCUUGAAGAAACUCAAAGUUUCACAAAUAUCAUGUGGUCAGCUGGAAAUGACUUUUUCUGUGAAACUGUGCAUUCAUAUUCAAAGCUAGUAACAGAAUUAGAACAAGCGGUGAAGAGAAUGGUAUUUGAAAGCUACGGUGUAGGGAAGUACUAUGACUCUCACAUUGGAUCAACCACUUACAUUCUUAAACUCAUGAAAUAUAGAGGUCCCCUGAUGAAUGAAACUAAUAUCGGUGUGUCAAAUCACAUGGACAAGAGCUUCAUAACCAUACUCCAUCAAAAUAAAGUUUACGGCUUGGUAGUGAAAACAAAAGAUGGCGUGUGGAUUGGCUUUGAGCACAGGCCUUCAUCUUUCAUAGUAAUGGCAGGUGAUGCAUUUUUGGCAUGGAGCAACAAUAGGGUUCAUUCGCCUAACCAUCGAGUCAUCAUGAGUGGGAAUGAAGUGAGAUACUCAAUUGGGCUAUUUGAAUUCAACAAAGGAAUAAUGCAAGUACCAGAAGAACUAGUUGAUGAUGAACAUCCCCGACAAUUUAAGCCAUUCAAUCAUUUUGGAUUACUUGAUUUCUAUUACAUUGAUCCGCUUAACCGUGGUGAAUGUAUGGCAAAAGCUUACUGUGGUGUUUGAGAACUCUUUUGAUCUAAAUCAACUGCGAGAAGUGUAAGUCUAGGGAUAGAAGUUUGGAGCUUUCUAUAGUCAUACAAUGUAUUUGUAGCACAUAUAAGGGUCUUAUUGUUAAUGGCUGUGCCAAAAUCCUUCGUAGAAUAAAUGAACUUAAUAAAUAUUGAUCAA
Cornus florida is the source of this 1224-nucleotide messenger RNA. Its product is annotated as probable 2-oxoglutarate-dependent dioxygenase AOP1. Lineage: Eukaryota; Viridiplantae; Streptophyta; Magnoliopsida; Cornales; Cornaceae. The transcript has 4 exons. Bases 1 to 1059 code for a protein of 352 amino acids. Gene Ontology annotation, molecular function: dioxygenase activity. The record is from RefSeq and is a predicted model, not a curated record.